Messenger RNA from Pistacia vera, 1138 nucleotides. Its product is annotated as replication protein A 32 kDa subunit B. Gene Ontology annotation, cellular component: site of double-strand break; chromosome, telomeric region; nucleus. The transcript has 10 exons. NCBI's taxonomy places the organism in Eukaryota, Viridiplantae, Streptophyta, Magnoliopsida, Sapindales, Anacardiaceae. Gene Ontology annotation, biological process: DNA replication; double-strand break repair via homologous recombination; nucleotide-excision repair. The coding region runs from base 1 to 804 and encodes 267 amino acids. Gene Ontology annotation, molecular function: DNA binding. The record is from RefSeq and is a predicted model, not a curated record.
AUGUAUUCAGGCCAAUUCGACGGAGCCGCCACCUUCUCCGGCGGGAUUCUGCCCUCUCAGGCCACUGCUGCCCCGAUCACUCCUUCUCCUUUCCAAAGAACGUUGCUUCCUUUGACUGUGAAGCAGCUAAAUGAAAUAUCAAGUAAUGAUGAAUCGACUACUACAAUUGAUGGGGUUGACGUCAGCACUGUUACAAUUGUUGGGAAGGUAUGUGAUAUACAAGAUAAGGAACCCCAGUUUACCUUCCUUAUUGACGAUGGCACAGGGCAGAUUGAAUGCAGUAGAUGGGCUCAUGAACGCUUGGAGUUCAACGAAGUAAACCAAAUCUCGCAAGGAAUGUAUGUCCGUGUUUAUGGACACUUGAGAUCCUUUCAGAAUAAGAGGACCUUAAAUGCCUAUUCCAUGAGGCCUGUGAGUGACUACAAUGAGAUUACAAGCCACUUCAUCGAGUGUAUAUAUGUUCAUAUCUACAACACCAAUCUACGGGCAGGUAUUAUGUCUCAGCCCCAGAUGACAAAUGCUACUGUUAUUAAUACCCCUUUAAAGGAAUAUCAAACUGUUCCCUCUAAUCAGUUCUCUGGCCAGUAUAGCUCUGAUGGAGGCAAGAGCAUUGAUCAGAUUGUCUUGAAUUUUUUGCAGAGACCUGAGUGCCUCGCAAUUAACAAUGGGGUACAUCGCAACGAUAUUGCUAAACAACUUAAUCUUCCAAUGGAUAAGCUCAUGGAAGUUUUAGAAUACCUUAGCGAAAAUAGUUUAGUUUACUCAAUUGAUGAGGUUCACUACAAGUCAGCUGUCAAUGCAUGACGUCUACAUGUGCAAAUAAUGCCAAUCAAGAUGGUUUAAGCUUGAACUAUGCCAUGCUGCAUCUCAUCACCAUUGCUGAGCAAGUUUUUUGCAAUUUUUUUUGGGUGGUAUGAUGUCGUGCUUGAAAUAUAGCUAUAAGAUGUGGCCUGGUGUAUUUCUAUAAGUCAAAUAGCGUUGUUUUAAUAAACAGCAUUGCGACAUGAUUUCUGCAUAAUAUGUGAUCAUCUGUCACUCCACGUAAUAUCCAGAAGGAUUUGUUGACGUUGUGUACAGAAUGCUUUAUGUUUUUGGAUGGAAACAAUGUCAGCAGAAUUUGACAUUCUGAUUUGUACAA